CGCUUUUUUUAUACUCCGCUUUCGGUAGACGUCAUUUGGUCGUUGUCGGUAACAGUCGCACGUUCUGUAACACUGCUUUAUCCGACGCUUUAAAAUUAUAAAAUGGCCACGACCAUGGAAAUCGACGAUGAUGAUUGUGAUUUGCCGACCUCCAGCAGCGGGAAAGGCGAAAAGAAGCGUUUCGAAGUGAAGAAAUGGAAUGCGGUGGCUCUGUGGGCUUGGGAUAUCGUCGUGGACAAUUGUGCUAUUUGUCGUAAUCAUAUCAUGGAUCUCUGUAUUGAAUGUCAGGCGAAUCAAGCAUCUGCUACUAGUGAGGAAUGCACAGUAGCCUGGGGUGUAUGCAAUCAUGCCUUUCAUUUUCAUUGUAUUUCACGUUGGUUGAAGACACGACAAGUCUGUCCACUUGAUAAUCGUGAAUGGGAAUUUCAAAAAUAUGGUCAUUAAUUGGAUAUAUUCAACUGUAUUAGCCAGAAAUCUGUGCUGCUAUUUAUAUUAAAUAUAAUACAAGUAUAUUAGGAGAUUCUCUUCAUAAAAAAUACUUUGUAAGAAAGUGACGAACAUAUGAAGUGAAAAUAGGAAAAAAAUAAGAGCA
Molecule: messenger RNA, 592 nt
Organism: Pogonomyrmex barbatus (red harvester ant)
Lineage: Eukaryota; Metazoa; Arthropoda; Insecta; Hymenoptera; Formicidae
Gene: Roc1a
Product: Regulator of cullins 1a
Molecular function (GO): zinc ion binding
Source: RefSeq, a predicted model, not a curated record